AGUGCAGCUGCGACACCACGAGAAAAUGGGCAUCUCUACGCGCGAGAUCAACACUCAAAAGGGUCGAGGCUACGGAUCGGACUACCAGCAGGGGACCAGAUCCCGCGCACGGACUGGGAAACACUUUCACAGAACUUCACUUCUCAUCAAAGCUUUCAAUCAUAAGUUUAGACUGGACCUUGAGCUUAACACACAACUCCUAGCGCCAAACCUCAAACAAACACAGUAUUUAGCGAACGGUGCAGAGAGCGACAUCAGAACUGAAAUCGAACACUGCUACUACCACGGCACCGUGAAAGACUAUCCGGGUGCGUCGGCCGCCUUCCAUACAUGCAACGGUGUGUCCGGCGUCAUACACAUAGGCAACGAGACCUUCGUCAUACAUCCCUUCUACGGCGGGGAUCUAUCGAAGCACCCACAUGUGAUCUUCGAGGCGCGCACGAAGGCGAACAAGGGCUGCGCCAACAAACUGGAGUUUCGCCCAAAGAACAGGCGGACCAAGCACGUCAGCUUCGUCGAGCAGCCGCUCGGUGACGACCCUGGGACCAUGGACAACCAAUCCAAAGAAGAACAAGCGUGGAGAUGGUGGCACAACACCGGUCUGCGCGCGCUGAACCGACGCAGGCGCGACGUCCGCGAGACCACCAAGUACAUAGAGACCGCUCUUGUUAUUGACAAGGCCAUGUUCGACAGAAGGAACGGCAGCACCCGCUCCGAGGUCGUCCAUGACGCGAUACAAGUCGCCAACAUUGCUGACUUGUACUUCCGCACGCUUAACACGCGAGUGUCACUCGUGUACAUAGAAUCGUGGCAGAGCGCGGACCAAGCGGACAUAGACAGGAAGCAGGACAUCACACGCGCGAUCCUGAAGUUCAGUGACUACACCGCCAGGAAACUGUUCAAAAUCGAUAAAGACACCACGCAGCUACUCACUGGCCUGACUUUCCCUGGUGGUGAAUCUGGCAUAUCAGUACCUGAUACACUUUGCACGCCCAAAUCCGUGGGCAUAUCCGUCGACACCAAUACGUACGAGCCUCACCUACUGGCUGGAACCAUGGCGCAUAUGAUUGGACAUAAUAUUGGUAUGGGACACGACGACGGACGAGAGCAGUGUUUCUGCCGUGACUGGCAUGGGUGCAUAAUGGCCCAGUCCAUCGUGGGCUCUGAUAACGUACAGCCGUACAAGUUCUCCGACUGUUCGAAAAACGACUACAUCAAUGAGCUCAGGAUAGGUCAAGGAUUGUGCUUGCUCAACAAACCUAAUGAGCUGGUGAUUCACCAUCAAUGCGGAAAUGGUCGUUUGGAUGAAGGAGAGGAGUGCGACUGUGGAACCAUUGCAGAUUGUCAAAGUUUGAACCCGUGCUGCGAUCCGUUCACAUGCCGACUCACCAAAGAAGCCCAGUGUGCCUCAGGGGAGUGUUGCGAAAAAUGCCAGCUAAAACCUCGUGGUGUGGUUUGCCGAGAUGCCACAAACGAAUGUGAUCUGGAGGAAACCUGCACAGGGCAGUCGGGAACGUGUCCGCCAGAUGCCCACAGAAAGAACGGAGAGCCGUGUGAGGGCGGGAAAGGCUACUGCUUCGCCGGACAAUGUCCCACAUUGAGCUUGCAGUGCGAGAGGAUCUGGGGACCGGGUACAGUCGGAGCUGAUAAAGAAUGCUUCGAGCAGUUCAACUCCAAGGGAGCGGUGACUGGACAUUGCGGGAAAGAUAACAACGGCCACUACAUUAAAUGCGAGACCGAGAACGUGAGGUGUGGAUCGCUGCAGUGUCAACUUGGUAACCGGUAUCCGGUGGUGUCAGGAAUGGACGAGUACUAUACUAGAACUGUUAUUACCAUCAAGGGGAACGAGUAUGAGUGCAAGGCGACGACAGGGCUUCCCAAACAUUCAGAGAUCGGCCCCCUAGGUCUGGUCCGAGACGGUACACCGUGCGGCGACAACUUGGUGUGCGUGAACCAGACUUGCACCUCCAUCUUCCCGUACAUAGAUCACACCAAGUGCGCCACCGACCAUAACAAUAACGAGUGCUCUGCCAAAGGGGUAUGUUCGAACCUCAAUAAAUGUGUGUGCAACCGAGGAUGGACCGGCCCCGACUGCUCCCACCACGACGCGCUGCCACCAUCACCUACACCCUAUGUACCAGACAAUGCCACUAAAGCCGCCUAUAACAUGACC
Messenger RNA from Diatraea saccharalis (sugarcane borer), 2173 nucleotides. The record is from the annotation of a GenBank genome assembly. NCBI's taxonomy places the organism in Eukaryota, Metazoa, Arthropoda, Insecta, Lepidoptera, Crambidae.